AUGAUCCCGAGUGUGCGGGCCAGCACCGCAUGGCAUCGUCGCUGCGCUGCUGGCAGUACUACUGUAGUCGUCGCCACCUGCUGCCACUCAGUCGCAGCAUGGGCAAUUACACUUGUCCGCAGUAGCGUAACCGUCUCGGGCAGCUCAUGGUCGGAACCUGCCAUUUCCAGACGACCACUCACCUCAGAAGGUAGUGAAAGGACAGCACUGUUUGCUGCGCUGCCACUGCCGCCGAUUUAUCUCUUUCUGCGACAUAACUGGUAUCCGCCGCCACUGGUUUUCCAGUUGCCUACUUCGGAUAAACGGACGCCACAACUGCAACUUGAUUGCUGUGAAUCUACCUUCACCGAUCGAUUCCCAGCUGAAAUAUUCAUGCAUCAUUUAACAAUAUGA
Necator americanus (New World hookworm) is the source of this 393-nucleotide messenger RNA. RefSeq lists its product as uncharacterized. The record is from RefSeq and is a predicted model, not a curated record. The transcript has 2 exons. Lineage: Eukaryota; Metazoa; Nematoda; Chromadorea; Rhabditida; Ancylostomatidae. Bases 1 to 393 code for a protein of 130 amino acids.